AUGCAUGGUAAUGAACCAUGUGGAAUUUUAAAUCUCAAUUCUCCCUGCAUUAAAGAUGGAAAAUGCACCAAAAAAUUUCCUAAAGAAUUUAAUCCUCACACUGUUGCAACUUUUAAUGGUUAUCCACGCUAUAGAUGUGUCGAUAACGAAAGAAUUGUCAAUAUAAAAAUUAAUCAAGUUGAUAACCGUUGGGUUGUACCUUAUAACCCAUGCGUUUCCAAAAAAUAUCAAACGCACAUAAAUGUUAAAGCCUGCGUGACCAUAAAGUCAGUUAAGUAUUUUUAUAAGUACAUUUACAAAAGGCUUGACUGUGCCAAUUUAAUGUUAAAUAAGCAAGUUAAUCAUGAUGAAAUAAACACGUUUUUAAAUUGUCGCUAUGUUUCAUCUCCAGAAGCAUUGUGGCGAUUAUUUGAGUAUUCUUUAAGUGAUAUGUCACAUAACAUCUUUCGACUUCAGGUUCAUGUACCAGAUAAUCAAAUGAUAUAUUUGUAG
Hydra vulgaris (swiftwater hydra) is the source of this 492-nucleotide messenger RNA. RefSeq lists its product as uncharacterized. The record is from RefSeq and is a predicted model, not a curated record. NCBI's taxonomy places the organism in Eukaryota, Metazoa, Cnidaria, Hydrozoa, Anthoathecata, Hydridae.